Molecule: messenger RNA, 4533 nt
Organism: Budorcas taxicolor (takin)
Lineage: Eukaryota; Metazoa; Chordata; Mammalia; Artiodactyla; Bovidae
Gene: ZNF608
Product: zinc finger protein 608
Exons: 8
Coding region: 1-4533 (1510 amino acids)
Biological process (GO): regulation of transcription by RNA polymerase II
Cellular component (GO): nucleus
Source: RefSeq, a predicted model, not a curated record
AUGUCAGUGAACAUUUCUACGGCAGGAAAAGGUGUGGAUCCAAAUACGGUUGAUACUUAUGACAGUGGCGAUGAUUGGGAAAUCGGGGUUGGAAAUUUAAUAAUUGAUUUGGACGCUGAUUUGGAGAAGGACAGACAGAAAUUUGAAAUGAAUAAUUCCACCAACACUACUAGCAGCAGCAACUCUAAGGAUUGUGGAGGUCUGGCCUCCAGUGGGGCCGGCGCUCCCGCAGCCUUAGCUGAUGGCCUAAAAUUUGCUUCUGUUCAGCCCUCUGCUCCCCAGGGGAAUUCACACAAAGAGACCAGCAAAUCAAAAGUGAAAAGGAGUAAAACUUCUAAGGAUGCUAAUAAAUCUCUGCCUUCUGCUGCCUUGUAUGGGAUUCCCGAGAUCAGCGGCACUGGCAAGAGGCAGGAAGUCCAAGGGCGCCCUGGAGAGGCAACUGGCAUGAAUUCAGCGCUGGGUCAAAGUGUGAGCGGCGGCGGCGGCGGCGGCGGCGGCAACCCGAACAGCAAUAGUACCAGCACUGGCACCUCCGCUGCUACCGCGGGGGCAGCCUCCUGCGGGAAAAGCAAAGAGGAGAAGCCAGGUAAAAGCCAGAGCAGCCGAGGAGCCAAGCGGGAUAAGGAUGCGGGGAAAUCCAGGAAGGACAAGCACGACCUGCUUCAGGGCCACCAGAAUGGCAGUGGCAGCCAGGCCCCUUCCGGGGGGCACCUCUAUGGCUUUGGGGCCAAGAGCAAUGGAGGUGGCGCGAGCCCCUUCCACUGCGGGGGCACUGGGAGUGGCAGCGUCACGGCUGCCGGGGAAGUUAGCAAAAGUGCCCCGGAUUCAGGGCUCAUGGGAAACUCUAUGUUGGUAAAGAAGGAAGAGGAGGAGGAGGACAGCCACAGGCGAAUCAAGAAACUGAAAACUGAGAAGGUUGACCCCCUGUUCACAGUGCCAGCGCCUCCGCCGCCGAUCGCCAGCAGUCUCACGCCUCAGCUUCUGCCCUCCUACUUUCCCCCAUCUUCAUCCAAUAUUGCAGCACCGGUUGAACAGCUUUUGGUUCGGACUCGUUCCGUGGGUGUCAAUACGUGUGAAGUUGGAGUAGUGACAGAGCCAGAGUGUCUUGGGCCCUGUGAACCCGGAACCAGUGUGAAUUUGGAAGGGAUCGUGUGGCAUGAAACAGAAGAAGGUGUCCUAGUGGUCAAUGUCACGUGGAGGAACAAGACUUACGUAGGGACCUUACUGGACUGCACCAAGCACGACUGGGCCCCUCCCAGGUUCUGCGAGUCACCAACCAGCGACCUGGAGAUGAGAGGGGGCCGAGGCCGAGGGAAAAGAGCAAGGUCUACCGCAGCUGCCCCGGGCUCGGAGGCCAGCUUCAUAGAGUCCAGAGGGCUGCAGAACAAGAACAGAGGAGGGGCCAAUGGGAAGGGGAGGCGGGGCAGCCUCAACGCCAGCGGGCGGAGGACACCCCCGAAUUGUGCUGCUGAGGACAUCAAAGCCAGCCCCUCCUCCACCAACAAAAGGAAAAACAAGCCUCCGAUGGAGCUGGACCUGAACUCCAGCUCCGAGGACAGUAAGCCCGGGAAGCGUGUCCGCACAAAUUCCAGAAGCACUCCCACCACCCCUCAAGGGAAACCAGAGACGACUUUUUUGGACCAGGGCUGUUCUUCUCCUGUGUUGAUUGAUUGUCCCCACCCAAACUGCAACAAAAAGUACAAGCACAUCAACGGCCUCAGGUACCACCAGGCUCAUGCCCACUUAGACCCAGAGAACAAGCUGGAGUUCGAACCAGAUAGUGAGGACAAGAUCUCAGACUGCGAGGAGGCCUUGAGCAAUGUGGCGCUGGAAUGCAGCGAGCCAAGCACAAGUGUAUCAGCUUAUGAGCAGGUGAAGGCGCCAGUGUCCCCUGGCUCAGGGAACCCCCCCGGCACCCCCAAGGGAAAGAGAGAGCUCCUGAGCAACGGCCCAGGUUCUAUUAUUGGAGCGAAGGCUGGGAAGAAUUCUGGCAAAAAGAAGGGUCUUAACAAUGACCUCAAUAAUCUUCCAGUCAUCUCCAACAUGACAGCCACCUUAGACAGCUGCUCAGCAGUGGACGGCAGUUUGACUGUGGAAAUGCCCAAACUGGAAGCAGAAGGAUUAAUUGACAAGAAAACUUUGGGAGAGAAAGAAAAGGGCAAAAAAGCCAACAAUUGCAAAAUGGACAAAAACCUCUCUAAACUUAAAACUGCCCGGCCCAUUGCCCCUGCCCCGGCUCCCACACCCCCGCAGCUAAUCGCUAUUCCCACUGCAGCCUUUCCAAGCACCACUACGGGGACCAUACCCGGACUGACCACAGUUGUUCAGGCCACACCAAAGAGUCCUCCGUUAAAACCCAUUCAGCCAAAGCCCACAAUUAUGGGGGAGCCCAUCACCGUGAACCCAGCCCUCGUGUCCCUCAAGGACAAAAAGAAAAAGGAGAAGCGAAAGCUGAAGGACAAAGAAGGGAAAGAGACGGGGAGCCCGAAAAUGGAUGCAAAGCUGGGCAAACUCGAGGAUGCCAAGGGGACUGGGAAAGAUUUAUCCGGACAUUUUUUAAAGGACCAUCUCAGCAAGAAUGAAGGGCUGGCAAAUGGACUGUCCGAGUCUCAAGAGAGUCGAAUGGCUAGUAUCAAAGCCGAGGCUGAUAAGGUUUACACUUUUACAGACAACGCUCCCAGCCCUUCCAUCGGGAGUGCCUCAAGGAUGGAGUGCAGCACUUUGGUGAACGGACAGGCGCCCAUGGCCCCGCUGCACGUGCUGACCCAGAACGGAGCCGAGAGUUCUGCGGCCAAGACGAGCAGCCCCGCCUACUCAGACAUCUCCGAUGCUGCUGAUGACGGUGGUUCUGACAGCAGGUCAGAGGGCGUGAGGUCGAAGACCAGUUCCCCAUCAGAUAUACUCCCUAGUAAGGACGGCGCUGCGAAAGGACAUUCUUCAACGACAGCACAAUCAUCUCAAAUGAAAGAGUCCCACUCUCCCUAUUACCAUGGCUACGAUCCUUAUUAUUCUCCCAGUUACAUGCACCCUGGGCAAGUGGGCGCCCCUGUAGCUGGGAAUGGCGGGAGCACACAGGGGAUGAAGAUCAAGAAGGAGUCUGAGGAAGAAGCGGAUAAGAAAGACAAGGCAGAGCAGCUCGAGGCUAAGAAAGUGGACCAUAAUCCUGCAUCCUUACAGCCUCAGCACCAGUCGGUGAUCACCCAGAGACACCCGGCCCUGGCUCAGUCACUGUAUUACGGCCAGUAUGCCUACGGGCUCUAUAUGGACCAGAAGUCUCUGAUGGCCACCAGCCCUGCCUAUAGACAGCAGUAUGAGAAGUACUAUGAGGACCAGAGGCUGGCAGAGCAGAAAAUGGCCCAAACUGGGAGAGGAGACUGUGAAAGGAAAAAUGAGCUCCCUUUGAAAGAGCUGGGCAAGGAGGACAGUAAACAGAAAAACAUGCCAUCGGCCACAGUCUCAAAAGCUCCCUCUACUCCGGAGCCUAACAAAAACCAUUCUAAACUAGGGCCGUCAGUGCCUAAUAAAACUGAGGAGACAGGUAAAUCGCAGCUUCUCUCCAGUCACCAGCAGCAGCUUCAGGCCGACAGCUUCAAAGCUAAGCAGAUGGAAAACCACCAGCUUAUUAAGGAGGCUGUAGAAAUGAAAUCUGUCAUGGACUCUAUGAAGCAGACAGGUGUAGACCCAACCUCGAGAUUUAAACAAGAUCCAGAUACAAGGACAUGGCAUCAUUAUGUAUACCAACCCAAAUACCUGGAUCCACAAAAGUCAGAAGAACUUGAUAGAGAAAAGAAAUUAAAAGAGGAUAGUCCCAGAAAAACCCCCAACAAAGAGAGUGGUGUGUCCAGCCUUCCUGUAUCGUUAACAAGCAUCAAAGAGGAGCCCAAAGAGGCCAAACGUCCUGAUUCUCAGUCCUUGGAUGAGGGCAAACUGAAAAGCGAUGAUCGGAAGACUCCUGUGAACUGGAAGGACUCUCGGGGAACCAGAGUGGCUGUCUCCUCGCCCAUGAGUCAGCAUCAGUCCUACAUACAGUACUUGCAUGCUUAUCCUUACCCGCAGAUGUACGACCCCAGCCACCCUGCAUACCGGGCCGUCUCUCCCGUCCUAAUGCACAGUUACCCUGGGGCCUAUCUCUCUCCAGGAUUUCAUUAUCCUGUUUAUGGGAAGAUGUCAGGGAGAGAAGAGGCAGAGAAAGUCAAUACCAGCCCUAGCAUCAACACGAAAGCAGCCCCUGAAUCGAAAGCACUGGAUUUGCUCCAGCAGCAUGCCAACCAAUACCGCAGCAAGUCUCCUGCCCCUGUGGAAAAGACCUCAGCUGAGCGGGAGCGGGAAGCCGAGAGGGAGAGGGACCGCCACUCCCCCUUUGGCCAGCGGCACCUGCAUACUCACCACCACACCCACGUGGGCAUGGGGUACCCACUCAUCCCUGGGCAGUAUGACCCUUUCCAAGGCUUGACCUCUGCUGCCCUCGUUGCCUCUCAGCAGGUGGCUGCACAGGCAUCUGCAUCAGGAAUGUUUCCUGCACAAAGAAGGUAA